Messenger RNA from Alligator mississippiensis (American alligator), 364 nucleotides. RefSeq names its product ribosomal protein L38 (gene RPL38). The record is from RefSeq and is a predicted model, not a curated record. Gene Ontology annotation, biological process: translation; protein-RNA complex assembly. Gene Ontology annotation, cellular component: cytosolic large ribosomal subunit; ribosome. Lineage: Eukaryota; Metazoa; Chordata; Crocodylia; Alligatoridae. The transcript has 5 exons. Gene Ontology annotation, molecular function: structural constituent of ribosome. The coding region runs from base 99 to 311 and encodes 70 amino acids.
CGGGUUAAGUGCCCGGAUGCGGAAGUAGUCGCUCUCUUCUGUCAUCAACCCUGCGGCUGCUCGUCAGGUCACAGCCGCCCGGAGUCCGGCCCGUCACCAUGCCUCGCAAAAUUGAAGAGAUCAAAGACUUCCUGCUGACGGCCAGGAGGAAAGAUGCCAAGUCCGUCAAGAUCAAGAAGAAUAAGGACAAUGUGAAGUUCAAGGUGCGCUGCAGCCGGUACCUGUACACCCUGGUUAUCACGGACAAAGAGAAGGCUGAGAAGCUCAAGCAGUCCCUGCCCCCAGGUCUGGCUGUGAAGGAGCUGAAGUGAACUGGAUGCACCCGGCCUUUUCAUAUGUAUUAAUAAAAAAAAAAAAAAGCAAA